AGCCCCAGGCUCCGCUCUGCUCCCCUCGAUGGCCCACCGCUCCCCGCAAAAUCUAAGGACCGCCCUCACCGCAGCCACCCUCUGCUCUUUCGCCUGGUUCCGCUUCUCUCGUCCCUCCCGCCCUCGCCUCCAUUCCCCGCUGUCAUACUGAGGAGCAGGCACAGAGGGAAGGAAGGACUGUGAGGCCUGUAACGCUUCAAGCGGCGGCGGCGGCGGCGGCUCGCUCCCUCCCUCCCCCUCCACCGCUCCAGUUUCUGGAGGCAGAUCUGGGGGAGGCGCUUCGUGCUACGCGCUGCUUCGGUUCUUCGUCGGAGCGGGAGAGUUGCAGGCUGUCCUUUCUCACCCUCCGCCGUUUUCAGACAGCAAAAGGGGGAGAAAGCACGACCUCCUCUUCAUGUGGGCGUUUGUUCCGUCUCUCCCCUUCUAAUCAGGUCAUAGCAAAACUUCUGACGGUUUGGAGUAGAGAAGUUAACACAGAGGACUAUAGCACUGUAAUUACCACUUAUUGAAGGUGUCAAUAUGUACCAUUCCAUUCCUGGAACUAGCCAUCCUUUACAAACUGAAGAACAGGAAAUAGGCAUUGAUCCAUUACAAAGUUAUGUGAAUAGACCUGAUGAAGAUAUGUCAAAUGAGAAUGGAAAAAUGCACCAUACUUCAGAUUCUGAUGGAACAUUUCUUUCAUAUAGUAAAGAAUGGCAAGAAUUAUUUGUAAACAACAAUUACUUGGCAACAAUACGGCUGAAGGGGAUUAAUGGGCAGCUGAAAAGCAGCAGGUUCCGUAGUGUUUGCUGGAAGCUGUUUCUGAAUGUUCUACCCUCUGAUAGUAAUCAAUGGCUCAAUAAAACAACAAAAUUAAGAACAUCAUAUAACAAGAUUAAAGAAAUACACAUUACAAAUCCUCGGAAAGCUGGACAUCAAGACGUGAUGAUCAACAACCCACUCUCACAGGAUGAAGGGAGCCUUUGGAACAAAUUUUUUCAGGACAAGGAACUUCGAAGUAUGAUUGAACAAGAUGUGACAAGAACGUUUCCUGAAAUGCAGUAUUUCCAAGAAGAGAAUGUGAGAAAGAUUCUUACAGAUGUUCUAUUCUGUUAUGCUCGGGAAAAUGAGCAACUGCUUUAUAAACAGGGCAUGCAUGAACUAUUAGCACCCAUUGUAUUUAUUCUGCACUGUGACCACCAAGCUUUUCUGCAUGCAAGUGAAGCUGCACAACCAAGUGAAGAAAUGAAAGUUCUUUUGGACCCUGGAUAUCUGGAACAUGAUGCCUAUGCAAUGUUCACCCAUCUUAUGAAAACAGCAGAACACUGGUUUUCAACAUAUGAGCACGACAGUCAAAAGGAUAAAGAUGCAAUGAUGACCCCCACUCCAUUUGCAAGACCCCAGGAUUUAGGCCCAUCAAUUGCUAUUGUAACAAAAGUAAACCAGAUUCAAGAUCAUUUGCUAAAGAAACAUGAUAUUGAGCUUUACAUGCAUUUGAACAGGCUAGAGAUUGCGCCACAGAUUUAUGGACUGCGAUGGGUAAGGCUUCUGUUUGGAAGAGAGUUUUCCCUCCAGGAUCUUCUUGUGAUUUGGGAUGCUUUAUUUGCUGACAGCAUCACCCUUGAUUUAGUUGACUACAUUUUCUUAGCCAUGUUACUAUAUAUCAGAGAUGCAUUGAUAUCAAGUAAUUAUCAAACUUGCUUGGGACUUCUUAUGCAUUAUCCACCUAUUGAAGAUGUCCAUUCAUUGAUAUUAAGAGCUCUUUUUCUCAGAGAUCCAAAGAGUAAUCCAAGACCUGUAACUUACCAGUUCCAGCAAAAUCUGGAUUACUACAAAGCACGUGGAGCUGACUUGAUGAAUAAAACUCGUGUCAGUGCCAAGGUUGCUCCACUGAACAUAAAUAAAGUUUCCAGUAGCUUGUUAAACUUUGGCCGAAAGCUGAUUUCCCCAGCUAUAACCUCAAGUGGUGCUGCUGCUGGACCAGCAGUAGGUAGCUGCGGCACUUCUCCUUAUGCUACAGCAACUGUUAGGAACACCGUGGAGCUCCCACAGCAGCAACAAAGGAUGAUGAAAUCUGAAAGUGUGCCGGUUCAGUUAAGCAAAGGAGAAGUAGUUACAUGCAGUGAUGCUCAAGUGUCCGUUCCUGCCCAGAAUAUAAGUACCCUCCAAGGGACAGUUCCUACCGUAACUCAUGGGCAGAGUUCAAAAAACGUCAGCUCUUCUCCAAGCAUUGAAAGUUUGUCUGGAGGACGUGAAUACACAGGGUCUCCACCUUUGUCUACUGCCAAGAAAGAGUCCUUUUUCAUUAAUUUUUCUCAUUCUCGUUCUCACAGCAGAAGUAUGAGCAAAAAAGAAUCUGAAGAAGAACUGGAGGCUCAGAUUUCAUUUCUCCAAGGACAACUGAAUGAGUUGGAGGCCAUGUGCAGAUACUGUGCAAAAAUGAUGAAUACACAUCUGGGAAAUAUUCAAGAAGUUAUCCUGCAGGAACACUUGGAGAAAGAAGAUGAAAUUCUGGUUUCUUUGGCUGGGUUGAAGCAGAUCAAGGACAUUCUGAAAGGUUCCCUGCGUUUCAAUCAGAGUCAGCUGGAGGCAGAAGAGAACGAACAGAUCACAAUAGAAGAUGAUCACUACUGUUCCAACAAUCGAAGCAAGAAUGCAAGUGAAACCAUGGAAGAUCCUUCAGACACAAAGCAACUUAUCCCUCCCAAGAAGCAGGCUGCUGCUGACGCAGACGGAAGCUCUGGCAACAGGAACACCGAGGGCUAUAUCCUGGUUUCCAAAGAGGAUGAAGGAAGCCUUUGCAUUGCCGCUCGGGAUGCGCAGACUGUGCACACCUGCAAGGAUGCACCGAGCCAUUCAUCCUUAGCCUUUUCCGAUCCACUGAUGGGCUCCAGAUCCGCCUCUUCUAGUAACCUCAGUUCCAGCCCCGAUGAUGACAGCAGCAGCAAUAGCAAGGAUUCUGACUUUACCAUUGUCAGCCCUUUGGAAAUUUAGAUCUCCCUGUGUGUUCAGCUGUGGCACAUAGGCAUGUGCAUCUGACACUCCACGGGCCUGGGAGACUCAUGGUUCUCGACAGCAAAACAUUUAGUCAGAGCACCGGCAUGGUAAUGGCAAUCUCUUUAAGCAAAAAUUAAACCGUGUGUAAUGAUUGCCUUGAACACAUGUACAUGUUAAUAGCAAGAUCUACUGUAUGACUAAAGGUACUCAUAGGUUCACUUUGUUAGCCUCUUCUUGGAAUAUUGAAGUAGUAAUUUAUAGUCCCACAUCAUGUAGAAUCGAUGCUACACUUAAUCUCACAUGUUCAGCUGAGCAUCCUGCACAAAUGUGAGGAACGCAAAUGAAAUUGGCAAUCAUUUUCUGUUCCCAGCAGAAAAAAUAGGGCACUCCUAAAAUGCAACUGUUAGAAAAAGCAAUGUGCAAGAUUCAUAGUAUCAACAUGAUUGCCUAGCAGGUGCGAAGACAAUGACUGCCCUGCUGAACCAUUUCCCUGGGAAAACCCUCAAUUCUGCUGCAUUGGCAUAUGACAGAAAACCACUAACUGCUAUUCAUGCCAGGCAAAAUUAGAGCAUUCUAGUAAGGUAAUAUAAAUCAAGUGCAAAUCUGAUGCUUUGAAAACCUCCACUUCAGUCUCCAUUAAAUAUAAAUGUGUUUCCUAUUGCAGCUGGCUCGGACAAGUGUUCUUGUAUGGUGUUGUCUGGCAUGUAGUUUCAUAACUGUUUGAGGAUCUCUGCAAUCCCCUCAGGCCAAGAAAUAGCAUUCAUUGAGUGUCAUAAUACUGUAAUAUUCAUUAACCAUGUAAAAACUAUUCCCAGAUAUUUUUAAUACAUGUUAUCCACUUCACCAUGCUAUUCCCACCAAAGUCAAUGCGAUUUCUAGUGCUUUUAAUCCCAGUGAAGUCAUGUUUCACUGAAGACCCUAUUUCCCUGACAAUAUUAGAGUAAGCUAAAAAUAUUUCUAGAAGCAGCUUAUUUGCGUACCAUGAUGAGGAAAAACAAAGAUGAAUUUAACUGCCAGUAUCCAAGAUAAAUGCACAGUAAAUAAUCUUUCAGCCAUGAAAUGUUUAACACAUUAAGAAAGACUUUUCCACUAGGAAUGUUGCACAUCGUUAUUUCUUAGGACCCUUGCUGGUAACAUCAACAACACCCACAACAGCAACAAAUGGUUAUUCCCCUAUGCCUGUCUCCUCCCACCCUGGCAACUAUUCUGUAGAAAGAUGCUGGUGAAAGAUAUUUUCAAAGGAUUAUUUUAAAAUAAAACACUGUGCUUAUGCACUUAAUUUUUCCAAAACAGACCCAGUAUAACUAAAACCAUGUAAUGCAGCUGCUUGGUUAGUGCUGGGGUAUGAAAAUUAUGAAGGAUGAUUAAAACCCAUCCAUCUGCAGUCUGAGCCAUACUAGGUCAGAUCAUAACCUGACUGGACCAGAGUGCAUCCAGGAAUCUGGGGACAUAACAUAGAACUCUCCUUUAAAUAUGGCUCCAAGUACUUCAUGGACCACAUGUGUUGGCAACUGAGGGGUUGUGGGCAAUCAAGAAACCUCCAUUGUACUUUGCCCUGAACUGAGUAAAAAUUUAUUGGGUACGUUCGCUCUCCCAGAGUUCACUUUUGCUGCUUUUUAUUCAUGAAUGUCUUGAACUGCAGAAGACCAAAAUAGCUAUCAUAUUGUGGCAGGUUCACAUUGGCCUAUUGCUCUGAAGUAAUCCUUCAUGGGAAGAUGCCCCCUGUGCCUUGUAAAAGUGGAAGCGUUAGGAACAGAAUGUAAAGCGCUUAACAAUAUAAACAUAAACAGUGUUAAGGGUAAAGUCACUUGGCCAUUGAUUUGAAAGAAAGUCUUAGAACAGUUUGCAAAUAAGUGAGGCAGCUCUGCCAGUUUAAACCUAGCACACCUUCUCAUUUAAACUUUCACAGCAAACCCCCUCAGCAUUCAGUCUUAUGCUCUGUGUGCAGGGUUAUUUGUAAGGACACCGAGAAAGAAUUACAGGGCUGGUGAUUAACUCUGAUCCUAUAAAUAUGGCAUGCCUUACUCCUUUCUGCCUAGAUUUGUCGCUGUUGUGACACAAGAAAAAGUGCCAUUUGAAGCAAAUCCCUAUUUCAAAAUGGAAAACCAAGCAAGAGAGAAAAUCAGAAGAGGGUAGAUCAUCUUUUACCACUGAGGGGAGAAAAGCUCGAGUGUUUUGUAUUUUUUUAUUAUCAACUUUGUUGUCGGCUGAUUUCAGGGAUCAUAUUGUUUUUCUUGUUAGAGUAGCCUUACUGCCAUGGAACAAAGUGAUUUUGAGGUAAAAUUAUUUUUUAUUUUUUAAUUUUAAAUCUUACUGGUUUGAGGGAGGGUUUUUUACACAUUUGCUUUAAUUCGUAUAUCUUUACUUCCUGGUUGCCUGUAAUUAUCUAUGAUUUCAGAGGAUAAAUAGUGCUUUACUGAUGGAGAAAGACGAAACCUGAGCAAUUCCAUUAGAGGAGUUAAAUCUGAUAAUACCAUGUCCCAGUGUAUCUCAAUGAUAUAUCCAAGUCUUAUUUUGAUAAAGCUGGAAGUGUUUGGUUUUGUAUACACAUCAGUCCAAAAAGAUUAGGCCAUAAUAGCCACAUACUGCCUUACAUUAGGUUUACUAGAGGGUACUUCCUAUUUUAAAGUGCCAGUUUAUUCUCUCUUUUGAAGAUAACCGGCUCAGAUUGUCCAAGGAUAAUGCUCAUCUGAUAGAAAAUAAUAUGAAGUAUAAAUGGCUGAUUUGUACUAAUGUGUGGGACUCUAAAACAUUUUUCAACCUGUUAGAGACUCAUCUGAUGUUCUCACAUCCUUACCAUAUAACUAUUUAAAGUCUUUUGCAUGUAAUGUCAAUCACGUUACUGCAGAAUGGUGAUAACCUAUAGUAACUGGAUGUUCAGUUUUUGCUGUGGAAAUUUGUAUCAUUCCUCUAUAAGAAUGUCUGGCAAACUUUAUUAAAGAAAUACCCAACAUGCA
Molecule: messenger RNA, 5933 nt
Organism: Varanus komodoensis (Komodo dragon)
Lineage: Eukaryota; Metazoa; Chordata; Lepidosauria; Squamata; Varanidae
Gene: TBC1D5
Product: TBC1 domain family member 5
Exons: 23
Coding region: 520-2973 (817 amino acids)
Biological process (GO): activation of GTPase activity
Molecular function (GO): GTPase activator activity
Source: RefSeq, a predicted model, not a curated record